Oikopleura dioica is the source of this 2871-nucleotide messenger RNA. The record is from the annotation of a GenBank genome assembly. NCBI's taxonomy places the organism in Eukaryota, Metazoa, Chordata, Appendicularia, Copelata, Oikopleuridae.
AUGUUUGAAGUAGCCGGCGAAAUGUUUGAAGCGGUGGGCCAGGCGGACCGCGCCAUGGAGUGCUUCCGACGUGGGCACGCUUAUCGUCGUGCUGUCGAACUCGCGCGGGCACACAAUCCCCAGGACGUAACGAAGCUCGAGAACGCUUGGGGCGAUCAUCUCUGCUCGUUGAAGCAGUACGACGCCGCGAUCAACCACUUCAUUGAAGCUGGAGAAUCUCACAAGGCGAUCGAAGCAGCAAUCAACGCGCGUCAAUGGACCAAAGCACAGCACAUUCUCGAAGAAGUAGCCGACGAUCCUUCGUAUGCCAAGUACUUCAAGGUCAUCGCCGCGCACUUCAGCAAAACGCAAGAAGUAGACAAGGCGGCUGAGUUGAUGAUCAAAUCUGGAGACGAAAGGAACGCGGUGACUCUGUUACUCGAUUCUGGCAGGUGGCGUGAAGCGUUCAUUAUGGCUUCGCAGAGCAUGACGAAUACUGAGGUGGAUCGUCUAUUUACUGGGAAGGCGGACGAGAUGGCCGACCAGGGCAAGUACGAUGUCGCGGAGGAGUUGUUGCUCCUGUGCGAGAAGGAGGACUCGGCGAUUUCGAUGUACAAGCGGCUGAAGAAAUGGGACGACAUGAUCCGUCUGGUGGAGCAAUAUCACCCAGAUCUCGUUGACAAGUCGUAUGCUGCUGUUGGCAAAGCACUCGCCGAGGACAACGCCUACUCGCAGGCGGAAAAGUACUUCAUCAAGGGCAGCGACUGGAAGUCAACAAUCAAUAUGUAUCGCGGCGCGAAUAUGUGGGAGGACGCGUACCGCAUCGCGCGCACGCACGCUGGCGACAUUGCCGAAAAACAACUCGCGUUUUUAUGGGCCAAGUCCCUGGGCGGCGAGUCAGCAGUAAAACUGCUCAAUAGGUUGCGCCGCAUGGACGACGUGAUCGACAUUGCUGCGACGAACGGUGCGUUUGACUUUGCCUUUGAACUUGCUCGCUCGUGUGGUAAUCCUCAGAAAACCUUCGACGUACACGAGAAAGUGGCGAUGCACCACGAAGACGAGGGCGAUUUCGCCACCGCAGAGGUCCAUUUUGUCAAGGCGAAAAAGCAUCGUGAAGCUGUACUAAUGUACGUCCAUAACAAGGACUGGGAUUCCGCUGAGCGCGUGGCUAACGACUCUGGCGAUAAAAACUCCCUCCAGGACAUUCUCAUCGGCCAAGCCUCCCAAGCGUUUGCCAAGGAGGAUUACCAAACUGCCGAGGCUUUCCUUCUUCGCGCGGAGAAGCCGGAGAUUGCUGUUGAUCUCUACCGACAAUCUGGAAACAUUCGAGAUGCGAUCCGGGUUGCUUCUGAAUACUGUGCAAACUCGCAGCUUCUUGGCGAACUUCAGCAAGAGUAUCGCGACCAAGGAGGGCGUCCGAUGGAAGCACUGCCACCCCGAGUUCCAUCCGUGCCUGACCAUGCUCCCAGUGAUUUGAGAUCGAUUGUCGAAUCCGCCACUGGUUGGGAAAAGGAGCAAGAGUACGUCCAAGCGAUCAGUACUUACCUCAAGAUCCAGCCCGACAUGAGCACAGACAAGUCCGCCCUAGAAAAGUACUGGACUCGAGCAAUGAAGCUUUCUGAAAAGUUCUUGCCGGACAAGACCGCCAAAAUCAGCAGCCACGUUGCUUCAAAAUUGCAAGAAAUCGGCCGUUACACUAGUGCGGCCAAGAUUUUGCUCUCGAUCAACGACAGUAAAUCUGCUAUCAAAUGCUUGAUGGAGGGCAACGAGUGGAACAAGGCGAAAAAGGUGGCGAAGGAAAUGGAGCCCGCGCUGCUGCCCCACGUCGAAGAAAAACACCGCAAGUUUUUGAAAGAAAAGGGCAAUGCAGACGAACUCGCCGGAAGCGAUCUUCAAUCCGCCUUGGAAAUGUACAAGGAGCGAGGCCAGUGGGACAAGUGUCUUGAAAAAGCAAAGACGCACUCUGUCCAGUUGUACCACAAAUACGUCGCGGUUUAUGCCGCAGAAAUGAUCAAAAAGGGACGGAAUGGAAAAGCGAUCGCUGUUUUCGCCAAGUAUGGCACGCCAAUAAAGGAGAAUGUGCUCAAAAUCUACCGGUUCCUGGCGAAAGAAGCCUUUGAAGCGCCUCCUGACAACAACCCUGCGAAAGAGUACCAGCGCUGGGCGGAUCUUCGAAAAGUGCUCUCCAAAGUCUCCGAGGAGCUGCAACAAGCGGGCAGCCCGGCAAUGGGCGAGUUUGAAAACUUCGCCACGAUUGCUCACUACAUUGGGUUGCGCGCCGCGCUGAAGACGCUCAAUGGUGCGGAAUCCCUUACUGCCAAGAUUUCCACCACUCUGCUCCGAUACAUCAACACCAUUGCUGCUGAUCGAGCAUUCUUCGAUGCUGGUGUUGACUGCAGAGAUGCAAAGAGGGUUGAUAUGGCGCUAAUGUUCAUGAAUAGGCAAAUUGGCUUUAAAAUUUACGAAAACUUUAGUUCAUCUUCAACGCCAAACAAAAGAUUCCUUGAUAUCGUCGAAGCAAUCGAAUCGGACGACCACAACUUGGACCCAGAAGGCUUCGAAGACACAGAAAUCCCACUCGAGUUCCGAUUGCCAGCUAAAGUUUGCAUGUCCAAAGUCGAGGUUGACGAGAUCCGGAACUGGGUGUUGAGCAUGUCAAUUGAUCAACAAACGGCCGCCACGGGACUGCCAAGAGACCGCCGCGGCCGAUUCGAAGGCGACGUUGGCUACCCUGUCCAGGCAGAUGAUUGCGUCGAGUUCCGAAAAGGACGCGCCGCCAACAAGGCCGAUUACCGACUCCUCUCCUCCCUUGCUCGAAACGGAACUGCCGAGCUGACCGAGACCAUCGCCUUCAUCAACAGCUGGGCCGGCAAGGCCGUUGACCCAAGAUAA